AUGAGCCUUGUGACCACAGCACAUGCAGGGAUCUAUGGAUGUUCCAUAACUCACAACCACAUCCCCUCUGUGUGGUCAGGACACAUUGACACCCUGGAGAUCGUAGUCACAGGAAUACACAAGGAACCUUCUCUCUCAGGCCAGGUUGUCCCCGUGGUGAUGUCAGGAGAGAACCUGAACUUUUUCUGUGAGCCCGAGAUCUCGUUUGACAAGGACCAUAUAUCCAGGGAGGAGGAGGCCCAUGAACAACAGCUCACUAGAGGGCAGAGCCGCAAUAGUGCAUUUCAGGCCAUCUUCCCUCUGGGUCCUGUGACCCCAGCCCACAGCAGGACCUAUAGCGGCUAUGGUUCUUUCAAUCACUCUCCCUGUGCGUGGUCAGACCUGAGUGACCCACUGCAACUUUCUGUCACUGAUGCAGCCUGA
This is a messenger RNA of Ceratotherium simum simum (southern white rhinoceros), 423 nucleotides long. Lineage: Eukaryota; Metazoa; Chordata; Mammalia; Perissodactyla; Rhinocerotidae. The record is from RefSeq and is a predicted model, not a curated record.